CUGUUGAAAGAUUUCCUUAAACGAAUGCGUUUCAUUUAGCCGCAGUUUACUGUGUUUCGAAGAACAGCUGUUUCUUUUCCUGGCGACAGUGUGGCGUGCGUCUUCAUUGCAGUGUUGCAUAUGAAAGUAAUUGCAUAGUGCGUCUCGCUCUUGGAUUUAAAAUGCCGUACAAACGUCAAACUCGUCCUAUUCUGAAGCCCAAUAAUUCCACGGUACGCCGCCUGCAUUGCCCACCGUCAGCACCGCCUAAUGUCGUCAUUGAGUCCUCCAGCGGUCCGGAUGUCGAGCUACCACCGCCACCGGUCAGCGCCCGGGCUUUUGGAGGCUCCACGACGCCAAGACCCGUGCUGCAGCCGUUGGCCGCGCCCGAGUACAACACCUGCGUUCGCCAGAAGAGCGAGAUUGACAUCAUGAAAAAGGUGCAGCCCCCUGUGACCUUAUCGCCGAAAUCAAUGGCCGCCAUUGCUCCAAAGAUCACUCAGAAGCUGAACUUCCAACCGUCCGAUACUGUUUUCAAAAAUCUGGAGUCCCUGAACGUCAACGACUCGGUGAUGAUACCGCAGAAGACGAGCUCGCGCCCAGUCAACAGGAAGGCCAAGCAGCCCGAGCUUCAACUGGCAGACUAUUUGGAAAAUAUACAGCUCAUUGACUUGUACGUUCCGGAACCCGACCUGGGAUUGGAAUUCAAACGGAAACCGUUCGAUUGCUACGGCGCCUACAGGCGGAUAUACUACAAUUAG
This is a messenger RNA of Drosophila kikkawai, 740 nucleotides long. RefSeq names its product Reduction in Cnn dots 4 (gene Rcd4). Lineage: Eukaryota; Metazoa; Arthropoda; Insecta; Diptera; Drosophilidae. The record is from RefSeq and is a predicted model, not a curated record.